AUGUCGCUGGUGGUAGAAGAGGGCGUCGAGUUGCUCAGGCUCAUAUACAGCGAAGCCAAAGAUGAGCUGAAGCGUGACAAUAAAAACAAUAAUGAACAGAUGUUACUGGAGGUAGUGGAGGAAAUCAGGCUUGCCCUGCAGCGCUGCAGCUGGUGCGACGUUUCACCGUACAGUCAAUGUGAGUCAUGCUCCGACAGCCAAAGCAAUACCUCAGUGCAAGAUUUGCCGUCGCCUGCAGAUAUCAUGGAUGCGCAUUUUUAA
Molecule: messenger RNA, 261 nt
Organism: Gongylonema pulchrum
Lineage: Eukaryota; Metazoa; Nematoda; Chromadorea; Rhabditida; Gongylonematidae
Source: the annotation of a GenBank genome assembly